This is a messenger RNA of Cyprinodon variegatus (sheepshead minnow), 519 nucleotides long. RefSeq names its product calponin-3-like. The record is from RefSeq and is a predicted model, not a curated record. The coding region runs from base 24 to 371 and encodes 115 amino acids. The transcript is spliced from 2 exons. NCBI's taxonomy places the organism in Eukaryota, Metazoa, Chordata, Actinopteri, Cyprinodontiformes, Cyprinodontidae.
UGCAGGAGGAACUGGGUCCAACAAUGUCUGCAGCCAGGAGAGGACAGCAGCGGCGAGGCUGGGCGCCUGGCUGCAGCGUGACGUCAGCGCGUUUUCCUGACGUGCUGUCUGCCAGCUCUGCGCUCUGCUUUGUUCCCUGUGCGCUGGCGGAGCGAGCUUCCCUCUGGAUCCGGGAGCAGCAGCAGAAGAUGAGCCACUUCAACAAGGGACCAGCCUACGGCCUGUCUGCGGAGGUCCGGAGCAAAAUUGCUCAGAAAUAUGACCCCCAGAAGGAGGAGGAGCUGCGCUUCUGGAUGGAGGAGGUGACAGGGAUGGCCAUCGGAGAGAACUUCCAGAAGGGUCUGAAGGACGGAGUCAUCCUCUGCGAGUAAGUCUGCUCUCCCAGUUCCUCUGACUGAUCCCACUCGCUGGUCCCCAGCUGUGCUCAGCCUCCUCUGGACCAAUCAGAUGGAUGUGGAUGAUGGAUUGAUGGAUGGAUGAUGGAUGGAUGUAUGAUGGAUGGAUGGAUGGAUGGAUUGA